AUGUGCCCAACCGCACUGUGUGUUACCUCUAGGCUGGCGUUAUGCGUCCGCGGUAUCGACAAGCACUUAAACUGCCCCGAUGUCUGCCGUGCCCGUGGGCCGAAGUUCUGCAACAAGGCGGAACACUCUAUUAAAAUCUGCGGAACGAUUACGCCGAAAGAGCUGAAGGAAUAUUCUCCGGCAAAGGAAAACAACACUAAAACGCUAUCGGAUGCAUUCAAGAAGUGGCAUGCAGCAAUUCCAAUGAGCGCUCGUUUUCCUCUCGAAUUUUUUGAACAAUUUGUUGGCAAUAACGACUCCUUUAAAAAUGCCUUCGAAGCUCAACUCCUGGCCGCGCAAGUACCCUUCUGUAUCUGUAAAAAGUCCUUUAAGGUGAGGAGACUGCCCCCCAGCGCUGCCAUGAUCACUCAGUCUGCCUGCUCUGUCAACGUGGCCAAUCAAUCGAUUUUUGGCGCAUCGCUGAUUACUGGUUCACACUGCACUCGCCUCGCCACUUGUUAUGACCGAUCUACUCAACGUGAAUUGGCAGUCAAGUCAGUCAGUCAGUCAAUCGAUUUUGCGUAUCGCUGA
Messenger RNA from Dibothriocephalus latus, 570 nucleotides. The record is from the annotation of a GenBank genome assembly. NCBI's taxonomy places the organism in Eukaryota, Metazoa, Platyhelminthes, Cestoda, Diphyllobothriidea, Diphyllobothriidae.